Messenger RNA from Meloidogyne enterolobii, 1023 nucleotides. The record is from the annotation of a GenBank genome assembly. NCBI's taxonomy places the organism in Eukaryota, Metazoa, Nematoda, Chromadorea, Rhabditida, Meloidogynidae.
AUGCUCGUUCGCUGCCUUCUUCCAAUGGAGCUCGAAACCGGCCCUGGAACAAAGAAGUCAUCAACGCUGUGCUCCUUUCUGCUCGUCAUCGCAACAUUCCUUGUGCUUGAAGUACCCGGACAGUCCAACAAUGACGGAAGCGUCGGAGUCGCCAAUCACAAAUUGAUUGGCAAGAAAGUUACGCUUGUCAACUACACCAUCGAGGCUAACGAGACAAACUUCAACUCCGACGAGUACAGGAUGCGCAUCCCGAAUGCAUGUGAUGUUAAGAUCGACAACGAUACCAUUGAGCUUCAGUACAACAACAGUGGAUGCACAGUGGAUCUGCUCAUCAAGAACGAAGACUACAACAAAAAGAUCAAGUUCAAGGCUGGAGUGAGGAACAAAGGAGGAGAGCUCAAAAGUUGUCUUAAGAAUGCCGUCCAUGUUAAGUACAGCUCUAAUAAUAUUAUGCCCUUCGUCUACAGCAAAAACAACAAGGUCGUCGAAAGGCUCAGCCAUGGUCCAAUCUAUGAUCACGAGGAUAAAUGUAACAAACAACAGUGUGGAUUAUGUAUGCCGUGGACGACUCUCGAAAUCUCAUGGAGCAAGUCUGGUAGAGAUGUCUAUGCAUACACUCAUCUAGGUAAAAUAAAACGAUUACUGAUACAUUUAUUUACCUUUGUCCUUUCAGUUGGUGAAGUUGAGCUUGGUGAAAAGCUGCGUAUAACUCAAGGUGGAAACGAAAUAGUAACCUUCGACAUGGAGGUUGAAGGCGUAGGCAAAUUCAAGAUGGGUCCGAACUCAUUCAAGGCUUCGAAAAAUGUACUCUGCGUUCCAGAGAACAAUCCCAUCGUCGAACCAGAAACAUGGACCAUCACAAAUGAGAAUCUGAUAAAUAGACGACUACUCGUCUUCAGCAUGCUUCCAGUGAAUGCGUCUGUUGGAACACAUGAUGGAACAAAGUUUGCGGGUACACCACCACCCGGACCGCAUUGUAAUCUCUUCGUUCAAUUUGUGAGUUUCUACAUUACUUUUCUGUAA